Molecule: messenger RNA, 2725 nt
Organism: Mizuhopecten yessoensis (Yesso scallop)
Lineage: Eukaryota; Metazoa; Mollusca; Bivalvia; Pectinida; Pectinidae
Product: beta-1,4-galactosyltransferase 1-like
Exons: 7
Coding region: 514-2058 (514 amino acids)
Biological process (GO): glycosphingolipid biosynthetic process; carbohydrate metabolic process
Molecular function (GO): N-acetyl-beta-glucosaminyl-derivative 4-beta-N-acetylgalactosaminyltransferase activity
Source: RefSeq, a predicted model, not a curated record
UCACGUGUAUACAAUUUCCCUACCUAUUGGGUAUUUCCCAGUGACACAAAAGGAAAACAUGGUAGAUGUGCCUGGGUUGCCGGUAUGUUAUAUCGACCGUAGUAUUGCCCGCACAUCUGUUUUAACCUUUCGGUCAGCUGAUGUUGGAUCCCUGUUCUAUAAUGUAAAGAUGGUGACUUAAAACGGUACAGGUCAUGAAAAAUUAUAAGCAGUGAUGUGAAUCGGUAAAGAUCAUGUGUUAAAUAAACGGUAAUGUGAACUGGUACAAAUACAGCGGUACAUAUCAUGUGCACAAAUAAUAGACGGUGAUUUGAAACGGUACAGGUGACAGACAAUUAUAAGCAGUAUUGGAAAAGGUGGCUUGUAUGUGCUUAGCAGACGGUGCUGUGAAAUGGUAUAGAUAGAACGGUACAGGUCUUGCGCACUAAUGAUAGACAGUGAUGUGAAACGGUACAUAUCACGGAUACUUAUUAGCAGUGAUAUACAACUGUACAGAUAACGUCUAAUCUGACCAUGUAUCGGUAUAUAAGGCGUUGGAGUGGUGGUGUGAGCGUAAACACGUUUUGGAGACGCCUGAUAACGGUUCUGUUGUGUCAGUGUGUAUUAGGUUUUACGUUCAUCCAGUACCAGAACAGUGAACAUCAGACUGUAAGAGACACGUCAUUAGCACCACGUAAACAAGCACCUGCCACACUGUAUCAGAACGCCUCUACGGACGUCACGCCAAAUAGAAACUCCGUCAACGUCACGUCAUACAAUAACUCCGUCAAUGUGAUAUCGAACCACACAAAGCCAGUUCUCCCUGAUUGUCCGUUGGUGCCACCUGAUCUGAAUGGGAAAAUAUCUGUGGAUAUGACUGUGUAUAGCGAGAAAGAGUUGGCUGCGAAACUACCCCUGGUGAAGAAUGGUGGUACUUAUCGACCGUCUUCCUGUGCUCCAAGGCACAAAGUGGCGAUCAUCAUCCCGUACCGUAAUCGGCGCACUCAUCUAAGUAUACUUCUGAAUAACCUUCAUCCAUUCCUUCAGAAACAGCAGCUCGACUACGGCAUUUUUGUCACCGAAUUGGCCCCACAAAUUGAUUUCAACAAAGCAUUAGCAAUGAACAUUGGGUUCCUUGAGGCAGCAAAGAAGUACGGCUACGAUUGUUUUAUUUUCCAUGACGUGGACCUAAUCCCGGAAAACGAUAACAACAUGUACACCUGUCCCGAUAAUCCCAAACACAUGUCUGUGGCCAUCGACAAAUUUGACUACGAAUUACCUUAUGUUAAACUUUUUGGAGGGGUGACAGCGAUGAGGAAAGAACAAUUUGAAGCAGUGAAUGGCUACUCUAACAAGUAUUUUGGAUGGGGUGCAGAGGACGAUGAUAUGUACGCAAGGAUAAGAACAGUGGGCCUCGCAGUGACAAGAUAUACCUCAGAUGUGAGCACAUACCGAAUGUUGCCUCAUCCACCUGGAUACAAAAAUAAAAAUAGACUUCGGCUGCUAGAGACGGGUACUGAUCGGUGGAAACAUGAUGGAAUUAAUACCAUUAAGUACGAGGUGUUAACGACAGUCCGGCAACGACUGUACACCUACAUAUUGGCUGACAUUGAUCAGGACGAUAGAAUUUAUCAAAUGUUGACUACAAGCCAGCCUAAUAUGAACAAACCAAUUCGUUUCUUAGAUGAAAAGGUUGAGGAACUAUUGAUUGAAAAAGCAAAACAUUUAUUGAACACCAAUCGGCUUGACCCCCGGGUAAAGCACAUGUUAAUUUUUGAGUUUAUUUUGUCACAUUCUUCCACGGUUACUACGGAAAAUGUUGCUGGAAUCUUAAGAAAGAUUUUACCUAAUUUCCGCUGGUCUACAGGAGCAAUACAAAACGUGAAUAAUUACCAUCAGGAACAGAGGUCUGCGGACAGAGACACGAAAUUUCAGCUUUUGGGGGGUAAACUCAAAGACGAUAUGUUCUCAAAUAUAAAAAUGAGUUUAAUGAUCAAUAAUUUUAAUGAAAACAUAAAUAAGAUGAUGCAAAAAUCUUUUGAAGAACAAAGAUUGUAUAAGAAGUUUCAGCAUCAAUAAUGUAUCUUCAAUAAGUAAAAAAAAUAUAAAUCGCCCAGUAUCGUAUUUUCAUAACAAUUCUAAAAAAAGAAAUUGGAAAAUAUUUCCCUAAUUAAAACCAGUUUUGACUUAUGAAGUUAUCUCUGAGGUACAAUGGAGAAGAUUAGAACAAUGGAGAAAUACAUGUAAAUAUGAAAUAACUUUUUUGUUUUGUAUUCUCUACACUAGAUUGAUAUUCAGGAUAUACUAAAAAGGCUUGAUUUUAUAAAACAAAAUCAUUGUUUUUCAAAUAAGCAACGGAAUAUGGAGGAAACACCAAUUUAUAAAUGUUUUAAGUCGAUCAAAAAGCCUAAGAACCUUUUAAAAUGUAUACAUUAUAAUCAAUUCCGAAAUCACUUUAUAUUUGAAAUUAUUAAUAAUAAUAAAGAAAUCUAUCUUCAAACAAAAGUUUCUUGAUGCAGAAAGCACAAUAAAGGAAAUAAUUUACUGCAGCAUCUUGCCAUUCCAUCUUUUAAAGACUUACCUGUGUCACUAAGGUAGAUUUAAAAAGGAUUAAAAUCCAAGUCUCAAGUGUUCUAUAGCAUGUGUUCAUACAGCGAAAUGAGAAAAGUGCCUAUAAAACUAUAUUUUGAUUUUAAUCAUACAGUUGUGUGACCGCACAACGCACCAAAAACAGCGUGCGCACACC